AUGGCAUUAAUCGCUUUGAAGCGGCUACAGGCAUCCGUGCCGAGUCAAGAUUUGCAGCACUUUUGCUGGCUGGUUUUUGACCUGCUGCAAAAGGGCUGGCUUCUCCCCUCCCCGGUGCUGGACGUAGUUCUGCAAUACCUAGGGGUGAGAUUCGGAUCCGGCUCACUUGCGCAAGUGGCAGCAGAAGGCUUCGAUGAAGUGCUUUCUACCAUUCAGAAGGACGGCCGCUUGACUCUCACGGGCAGGAACUGCGAGGAGCACGACGUACCCGAAGGCCUUCCUCCAGCGAAAGCUUUGGCCGCAGGCUUCUUCCACACCUGUCUCUUGACCAUGAAGCAUGAAGUCGUGUGCUUCGGAGACAACAGCGACGGCCAGUGUGACGUGCCUGCAGCACUUGGUCCUGCGGCGGUCGUGGCGGCAGGAGGUUAUCACACUUGUGUCGUGACAAGCGACGGAUCACUCGUCUGCUUUGGAGACAACAGUCUAGGCCAGUGCGACGUACCACAAGACCUCGGUCCUGUGACGUUUGUGGCUGCAGGGUUCGAACACACGUGCGCGGUGACGGCGAAGGGCCGACUCAUCUGCUUCGGCGGCAACCACGAAGGCCAGUGCGAUGUGCCUUUGGACUUGGGCCCCGUGGUUUCGGUUGCGGCAGGCAGUCACCAUACCUGCGCCUUGCUCCAGGGUGGCCAGGUAGUGUGCUUCGGACGCUUGGUAGCCCAGUGGUACCCUUCUCAGGGUUUAGGGGUUUAG
Messenger RNA from Symbiodinium natans, 753 nucleotides. Lineage: Eukaryota; Dinophyceae; Suessiales; Symbiodiniaceae. The record is from the annotation of a GenBank genome assembly.